Capsella rubella is the source of this 3073-nucleotide messenger RNA. RefSeq names its product WD repeat-containing protein 44. Lineage: Eukaryota; Viridiplantae; Streptophyta; Magnoliopsida; Brassicales; Brassicaceae. The record is from RefSeq and is a predicted model, not a curated record. The coding region runs from base 181 to 2907 and encodes 908 amino acids. Gene Ontology annotation, molecular function: protein binding. The transcript has 7 exons.
UGUUUCUCUCCUUUCCACUACUCUCCCUCCAAAACAAAAAAAUCAAACAACGCCCAAGGAACAACGAGUUUGAAAUCCCCCAAAAAACAAAAAAAAAAAAAAGAGAAAAUUUGAGUUUUAUCGGUGGGGGGAAAAAAUAAACAAAAGCGAUAAGUUUGUUUCUUAAACCUAUGAACAGUAAUGGCGAAUCGAAGCGGCGACAACGGGAAAUUGGAAAGGAAGAAGACGAUGACGAUGAAUUGGGCGGGGUUAGGCGAGGUUGAAGACGACGACGAUCACUUUUUCGAUAGCUCUAAUCGUAUCUCCACCGUUGUGCCUUUGGAUUUAGCAUCAUCUUCUGAUGAGGAAGAAGGUGAGUUUGAUGAUUGUCGGAUCUCGUUUUCCUCUAACGUAUCUUCCUCCUCUCGCGCUGCUCCUGCGCCGGAUAUGUCGCCGGAUUAUGACAUUUGGAUGUCGGCCCCGGGAUCUAUCACGGAGCGUCGUCGUCGGCUUCGUAAUGGAAUGGGACUUGAGUCUAAGAAGAAUAUGCUUGGAACUAUCUCCAUCCAGCGCGUGAGUGAACCUACGACGGCGGCGGCGACGGCGACGGGUGAGUGCUCCUCAGGUUCUCGCGUUGCGGAAUCGAAGGUGGAGGAGUUAGAUCAUAAUUCUCCGGUGGAUCAACGAGUUCAUCGAUCUCCAUCGAUGUCGGUUUUGCUUGUACGGUCGAGAUCUGAUUCCGAUAUCGAAGCGUCUUCUGCUGAGAAAAAGAGGAAAGAAGAUAUGUUAGGGAAAACCUCGAAAUCGCGAUUAACUAGAACCGCGUCUGCGAUUGCAGCUCCGUGUGCGAGGAUUUGCCCCUACUUCACCCAAAAGCAAGCCUCGCCGCAGAACGCACCAAACGGCCACCAGUCUCAGGGGCAACGUAAUGGAGUGUUGCUAUCCUCCGUAGUUUCCAAUACUCGUUUCAGCGCUUUUUUCUUGAUUAAGAAUCUUGAUACUGGGAAAGAGUUCAUCGUUAAAGAGUAUGGUGAGAAUGGAAUGUGGAAUCGUCUUAGUGAUUUGCAAACUGGUAAACAGUUGACAAUGGAAGAAUUUGAGAAAAGCGUUGGAUAUUCAUCUGUUGUUAAGGAUCUUAUGAGACGAGAGAAUGCAAAUUCAACACUUGAUUUUAGGAAAUUUAAUUCGUAUGUGUCAAAGAGUUUGAGGGUAAGUAAGAAGAGAGGAGCUGCUUUGUUAAAGAACAUAAAAGGUGUUGCUCAUUCUAUGAGCUCCUCUAAGCUUUCAGAGAAAGACAAGGAUUCAAAUGGUGGUAGCAGUGGUACAAGCAGUCCAAAAGUAGUGGAAAAGAACAAUGAGCAAGCAAAUCAAUGGGUAAAAGUGAGGCAUUCAGGCAAGUCUCAUAAAGAUUUGAGUGCUUUGCAUUUGUGUCAAGAGAUUCAAGCUCAUCAAGGAGGUAUUUGGACUAUGAAGUUUAGUCCAGAUGCACAUUUAUUAGCAAGUGCAGGGGAGGAUUGUAAAAUCCAUGUGUGGGAGGUUCAAGAAUGUGAAAUCAUGUCAAUGAAUGAAGGGAGCUUGACACCGAUUCAUCCAUCCAUGUCUGGCUCUACAGAUAAAUCAUGUACAGAAGGUGAGGCUGCAGAAGUGCUACCUGAUAAGAAGAAGAAAGGGAAAGGUUCAAUGAAUAGAAAAGGAAAUCAGAUACCAGAUUACGUCCAUGCUCCUGAAACUGUGUUUUCAUUAUCAGAUAAACCACUUUGCUCUUUCACCGGUCACUUGGAUGAUGUUUUGGAUUUAUCAUGGUCACGGUCACAGCUAUUGCUUUCAUCUUCCAUGGACAAAACUGUGCGGUUGUGGGAUAUUGAAACACAAAGUUGUCUAAAACUGUUUGCCCAUAAUGACUACGUUACUUGUGUGCAAUUCAAUCCACUGGAUGAAGAUUACUUCAUCAGUGGCUCCCUUGAUGCCAAGAUCCGUAUAUGGAAUAUAUCAAACCGUCAAGUAGUUGAAUGGAAUGAUCUAAAGGAAAUGGUUACUGCGGUUUGUUACACUCCUGAUGGUCAGGCUGCAUUUGUUGGUUCAAUUAAUGGGAAUUGUCGGCUUUACAGUGCAGAAGAUUGCAAGUUAGAUCAAACAAACCAUAUUGAUCUUCAAAACAAAAAGAAAGCUCAAGCUAAAAAGAUCACAGCUUUCCAGUUUUCACCGAUUAAUCCAUCAGAAGUGCUUGUAACUUCUGCUGAUUCACGCAUUCGGAUUCUUGACGGUACCGAACUUGUUCAAAAAUUCAGAGGCUUCAAAAACAUUAACAGCCAAAUGACAGCAUCCUACACAGUAGAUGCUAAGCACAUUGUCUGCGCAAGCGAAGACUCACAGGUUUACGUGUGGAAACAUGAGGAGCCACGACUAGGAAUCACUGGUAGAAAAACCGUCAACAUGUGUACUUCUUACGAAACCUUCCCUUGCAAAGAUGUUUCCGUAGCAGUCCCGUGGAAUGGCGUUGUAAAAGGCGAACCACCAUCUGCACAACCCCAAUCUAAAAGAAACCCGAAAAAAACUACAACUACCCCAGAAAACACAACCACAAGUAAAAAAUCAGGCCUCCCACCGUUACCUAAGAAAAACAAUGACGGCACCACAGAUGGAGCAACAGAACAACAUCAAGAUGACGAGUCAAUGACGCAUAAUCCACAAAACGAAUCAGAGAACAACACAGGAGAGUCAUUAAAACAUGGUGAUUCACCUUCUAUAUCAAUCUCCUCUCGGAUUUCUUCUUGGUCUUGGUUUGAUAGUAGUGGCAGUCAUUCACAUACGAUUCAGCCAACAGCUUGGGGAAUGGUGAUCGUUACAGCCACGAUCAAGGGACAAAUUCGAGCUUACCAAAAUUUCGGAUUACCCCGUAGAGUCGGUCGUCAAGGAUCUCUGUUUUGACGCAACCGUGCUCAAUUUUUGUAUAUACAUAUUACACGGUGUAUUAUUAUGUAUAGCUCUCACAUAUUCAUUCAUAGUCGACUGAGUUUAAUUUGUAUACUGUUCUUGUCGACCAAAAAAAAUUUGUAUACUGUAUAGUCACAUAAAAGAAGAAGGAAACUUGAUA